AGAGGAGCAGUGCAUACAAAGGGCAUAAAGGGGGACGGUACAAAGCGACGAAGAAGGCGAGGCUGCCAUAUCGCAGCGAAAAUGGCAGCAUCGGGAGAAUGACCCUUGAGAGACCGGAGCGGGCGAAGCUAAGCUAGUCGGGCAAGCGCUCACAGUAACACCAUGGUCUAGCCAAGGCAUCAGCAGCAUAGACCAGUAGUGAUUACCUAGUGUCACACUCAAUGACCCUCGUGUUCCCCGAUUGUGUGACCAUUGACCUGUUUCAUAGCCCCCUCGAGGAGCUUGUUGAAGGUCGCCUCGACGAUGGUCUGCAGAGGCAACCAUCACUCCUGACUCGUCACUCAGUAUUCGGCCAUGAUGAGAUCGAGGGCGCUACAACCACGAUCUCUGUUUCGCAUUGCGGGAGGAGCAGCAGCAGCAGCGCCGGCAACCGUUGCCGGUUCCUCUCCAUCGUCGUCAAGGGCCGCCCAACCGCCGACGACUCAUCGUCGAUCGAGCAGCACCAGCGCAGCAUCCCCUUCUACCGCUACUCGCUCACGACAUCGCUCCCGAUCAGCAACGCCCUCAAGUUCUCAGGCCUCUCCCUCCACGAUGCAGUCGUCCCUGUUCGCCCGCCACCUCACUCUCAGAUCUCCGUCGGCCUUCAGGCCUUCUUUUCCCAAGGCAGGCCUCUCCUGGAGCACAACAACAUCUUCGACAAAUCACACGCAUUCGGUGGAUCGACCGACGCCUCGCACUUUGAUGCAGCAUCCACGAUGGCCGCCAAUGCCAAUGCAAUGGUCGUCGUCCUACCCGAGAGUCCUGACAACAAGAUGGCCGCCGGCAGGAGCAUUGAUGCAGAGAUCAAGCGCAAGGCUACCGCCCUCGUCGAGAGGAUGAUGGAGAUGCGCGAAAAACUCGAAGCGGCUUCACCCGAAGCGAGGGGAGCCAUGUUCAAGGACAUGACUGGAGGCGCAUCCCUGACUCCCGUUGACGCAAACGCAGACAUGACCGCAGAGCAGAAGCUCCUCUCCAGUCUCCUGGCCUCACCAUCAAAGGACGACAAUAGCUCAUCCCGCGUCAAGUUUCUCAGCUUCUCCCUUCAUCUUCCACCUCUGCGUUCCAUAUCUUCCUCGUCCUUCGACAGCAUCCUCUCACCAUCAGCAGGAAAGCCAAAGGCAAAGACACCCCUCUCAUUGCACGUCUCCAUUGCACAAGAGCAAGCAUGGCAAGCAGAGAAGGCUCGUGCCGUUUCGUCUGCUCUGGAGAGAGGAGAGGACACGACUGUCGCGGAGUCCCUUGGCCCUGAGGCAGACCUCGUCGUCGUCGGAGAGCCAGAGGGAGCUCGCGCCGAAUGGGGUCGAGGUGUUGCCUCGUACCUUGCUAGGUUCGGCAACGCGUACCAAGCCCCACCAGCGCCUGUGGCUUCUGAAGCGGCAGCAAAUGUCAAGGGCCUCGACGAUGUAACCAGCUACCAAGUGCGCAGCGACGAGCGCUCAUCCCUCGAGGAGGAGGAGGACCUCGACGUCGAAGCUUUAGAAGCCUCAUCACCAGCUUCGUCACCUGUCUGGCCCCUUUCACACGGCUCGCUCGAAGACGUCAACCUCUGGUUGGGCCAUGCCCUCGUUCAGGAUCAGACGCGCGCCGCCCUCGAAUGGACCCGCGUUCUUGCCCAGAUGGACGCGAGCGUCAAUGGAGGCCGUACGGCUCGCCUCCCCUCUAUGCGCGAGGGCCUGAUGAAUUUGAGAUCCUUGCGCGCUUUCCCGGCCGGGAGCGAAGUUAGAAGUCGCGGUCUCGAAACCAUCGCUGUCCGACCGACGCAGAAUAUGACCAUUGAGGAUACGAAGACGGUUGGGGAGCAAGGAGAGGAUGUCGUGGUGCAGAUGGACAGUACGAGGAGGAAGAGGCUCAAGAAGAUGAACAAAAUGAAGUACAAGAAGUUGAGGAAGAGGCAGAGGGCUGAGAGGCAGAGGCUGAAGAAGUAGUAAGGCGAGGGAAUGGAGGAGAUAUACAUGCUGGAGGUGGGGAUUGAUGAUCAAUCAACUAUCUUACUGAGAGCUUC
Jaminaea rosea is the source of this 2041-nucleotide messenger RNA. RefSeq lists its product as hypothetical. Lineage: Eukaryota; Fungi; Basidiomycota; Exobasidiomycetes; Microstromatales. Bases 222 to 1964 code for a protein of 580 amino acids. The transcript is spliced from 3 exons. The record is from RefSeq and is a predicted model, not a curated record.